This is a messenger RNA of Staurois parvus, 291 nucleotides long. The record is from the annotation of a GenBank genome assembly. Lineage: Eukaryota; Metazoa; Chordata; Amphibia; Anura; Ranidae.
UCAGUACCAAAAGCGGUAACCCUAAGCUACACUCGGGCUUACCAUGCGGCGUUGCACAAGGAUUCCCUACAGCGCUUACCUUGUCCUUCACUCUCGCGAUGCGUCCCCUGCAGCGUCCCCGGCCAUCUCCUCCAGCCGAUGCCGUCAUCUAGCUUCCGUGUUCCGGUCCCUGUGACGUCGGGACGUACGGGCGCCAGAACCGGCGGCAAAUUUAAAAAAAUGCAAUUUUUUUUUUAUUUUUUUUAUUUCUGCUUUGUCCUGUGCCCUGCCUGCAUUUUGACUGUUCUUUCU